CUGCCCACCAAAGGCACACCACAGGCUAAGGGGGAGAUUCACGCUCCUCAGGGACUCACUCACGGGGGGCGAGGGGGGGGGCUACCAAACCCAACAUUGCCACCUUGCCCACAGCUCAUGCCCUGGUGCUCACCUUCUAGGCUCUGGGACCUAGGUGUCUCAGUCUCUACACCCUGCUCCCCAAAACCUUACUAGGAAAGCGGGAGAACCAGAUGAGGCAUUACGCAAGGUCUGCUGUUUACCUCCUGCAUGGGGCCUCCUCCCUCCCUAUAAAACCUGACGUGGUGAGGAGACGCGCUGAGUCCGAUCUGGGUAAGCGAGGCAGCCCGGGAGAGGGGUAGGUAGGAAGCGCGAAGUGAAUGAGGGAGGCGCAACGAGGGGCAUCGAGUCAGCACGCAGCGGGGGUGGUCCGCCACCUGCGCCCUCGGGGGCGGCUGCUACGGUCGCGGAUCAGGGUGCGUCCGGACCCCGGCUUUCCAUGGAGGCUCCCGAGCUGGGCCCGGGGUUGGUGGAGCGUCUGGAGCAGCUGGCGACGUGUCCGCUGUGCGGGGGCCCCUUCGAGGACCCAGUGCUGCUGGCGUGCGAGCACAGCUUCUGUCGCGCGUGCUUGGCGCGCUGCUGGGGGACCCCGGCGGCGCCGGGCUCGGAGACGGCGCCCCCUUCCUGCCCCUGCUGUGGCCAGCCGUGUCCCCGACGCAGCCUGAGGUCUAACGUGCGUCUGGCAGUGGAGGUGCGCAUCAGCCGUGGGCUGCGAGAGAAACUGGCGGAGCCCGGUGCUCGGACUGGGAGACGACGCGGGGGCCGCAUCCCCACCAUGGGCUGCCUGGACCCGCAUGGAGAGGAUAUGAGGAAGACAUGGAGGCGAUUUGAUGUCCCAACACCCAAGUCAUCUAACUCAGAGGAAGAGCUCCCUGAAGAUUACCCUGUGGUAAAAAACAUGCUCCACAGACUCACAGCUGAUCUGACCCUUGACCCUCGUACUGCACACCGUGGUCUGCUCAUCUCCUCUGACUACCGCGGCGUGAGUCUGGCUCCACCUGGAACGCCAGAGCCGCUGGACAGUCCCGUGCGCUUCGAUCAGCUCCCAGCCGUGUUGGGUGCGCAGGGCUUUGCGUCAGGGCGCCACUGCUGGGAGGUAGAGACCGUGAAGGGCGCGUCCUUCAGAGACUCAACCGCGGAGGAUGAGGAUGGAGGAGAGAGCUGCUACGCCGUGGGCGCGGCCGGGGAAUCCGUGACACGCAAGGGCCUCAUCAAGCUGUGCCCAUCAGAGGCUGUGUGGGCCGUGGAGGGCCGCGGUGGCCGCCUGUGGGCGCUCACGGCCCCAGAGCCCACUUUGCUAGGCGGCGCCAGGCCCCCGCCGCAGCGCAUUCGCGUGGACUUGGACUGGGAGAGGGGCCGUGUGGCCUUCUAUGACGGCCGCUCCUUGGACUUGCUCUUCGCCUUCCAGGCACCGGGCCCCCUCGGGGAGCGCGUCUUCCCGUUGCUCUGCACGUGUGAUCCCCGAGCCCCUCUGCGCAUCGUUCCGGGAGAAGGCUGAGGGGUCUAGUCAUCUACCUCCUAGCCUAGCCUAGCCUAGCCCGGAUGCCUCGAGGUUACUUCUCUUCCGUGCAGAAAUCCCCACCUAUUUCAGUGAUCUUGUCUGUACACCUGCCGCAGCAGGAGUAUUAAUAAGCACCCUUUACCCACUCACAUUCUUUCUCCCAAAGCAAGACCUCAAACUGGCUUGUACAACCGUGCCUUUAAGCCAGUCUGGUCCUGCGUCUCCAUGCCCUAACCCAACCUCUUCUUUGAGUUCCCUUUCUGUACCAUUCCAGACAGGGAUAGAGAAAGGCUCUGUACCACGAGUACUGGGAAACAGUCCACAUUUACCUCCAAUCCCAAAGGGCUCAGGGGCUGAUCCACAGCAGGAAGUCUGGAGCCUCCUGCUGAUGUCCACUCUGAGGAUUUCCCUCAAGAAAAAUAAGUUCUCCUAAAAUAAGAUGCUUAACUCAUAACUUAAGCCACUCAGACCUGAAGCCUAAAACAAAUUUUGGGAUGUGUAUGCAAGCCAGUCCACCCUCUACAUUUCUUUUAUGACUGUUUUCUAUGCUGAAAGCCUUUUUCCUUUAAAUGCCUUCUUGGAACUUCAUAUUGCACACAAAAGAACCAAUGGUGCUACCCACCUUCUCAGCCAGGGAGCGACCCAGGCCUCCCAAAUAUCCUUGUAUAGUCUCCCCUAUGUGUAUAAAUCAGCCUGUAUUUAACACAUUGUGCAAUGUUGGGUUAUUUAUUUUGUGCAUCUGUGGCAAUAAAUGAGAUCUCAGUGGUGGCA
This is a messenger RNA of Peromyscus leucopus (white-footed mouse), 2311 nucleotides long. RefSeq names its product ring finger protein 39 (gene Rnf39). Gene Ontology annotation, molecular function: protein binding. Lineage: Eukaryota; Metazoa; Chordata; Mammalia; Rodentia; Cricetidae. The transcript has 4 exons. The coding region runs from base 479 to 1537 and encodes 352 amino acids. The record is from RefSeq and is a predicted model, not a curated record.